UAAAUAAACAAACAACGAGAGCAAAGAAAGAAGUGAAAAAGCCCGACAAGACUUAUCAGCAGCACAGGAAAUUUGUUGUUUGGACGAACGGCUCCUGUUAAUGAUGUUGCUUCUACAAACGUUGCAAGACUAAGUUUAAGGAUAAUAUGCAGAUAUCUUUGGAUAAUGCCGAGAGCAUGUUUGUUAGAAACAAGCACCAGGAAGUCCACAUUAGAUAAAGCAUUCAGCAAAGAACUGUUGAAUGGAGCAGUGUUUAUGUAGGCAACUCUGGUAGGUAACGAAUAGAUAAGCUGCAUUGACCUGUUAUAGAGAGUUAUACCGUUAUAUUCUUGUGUGUGUAAAAUUUAGUUUGAAACUAUGUUUCCCUAAUAAGAUUUUACUCAUUUCCACAUAUCUGAACACACUUAUAAGCAGGUAUCAUUGACUUAACUGUAGAUUAAUAGUGCAAACCAGUCCUUUAGCUGUAACAGUACCGUAGCCUAUUAUAAUCAUCUUAUACUCUUCAUAUUAAGAAAUAAUAGGCGAAACACUUAAAAAAAACUGGCAGAAUAGCUGCUGAUAUAAGUUUUAUUUUCAUUCCCCUACUUAUUAAAUUACAGUUACUUGUUCAGUCUUGCUGUUUUUACUUACUGGAUCAUUCUGUUAUGGCUGAGGAACCUGCAGCAGAAGUCCAGCUACUCAGACACCAAAAGGCAAAACUGAUCGAGAUUCUCAGUGCCGAUGCAGAUUUUGUUCUGCAGCAUGCAGACGCCCGCUCUCUGCUGUCUCCUCACGGCUACCAGCAGGUGAAAUCUUGCCGUGUCCCCAGUGAAAAGGUGACAGACCUUUUGGAUCAUAUCAUCCAAAGAGGUUCCAAAGCAGCACAAGGAAUGUUAGACCUGCUGAAGAAGCAGGACAUGCAAGAGACCUUUCCAAGGCUUUGUUUUGUUAAGGAUCUGCGAGUUGGGAUGUUGCCUUCAGGGGAAAAGGAAAUACCAAGUAAAAGAAAUGCUGCUUAUGAGUUGCAGGAUCUCAUUCCAGCCAAAAGGAUCUGCAACUUCAGCUGUGGCUUAGUGAAAGAGAAGCAGCUGAUGUCUGUGGCUCGUACCAUCGGCAGAUCUUGGAGGGAGAUUGGCAGACUGGCUCUGGACAUCCCGUCUGUGAAGCUGGAGCAGAUUGAAGAAGACCAUAAACUCCAUGUGGAGCGAGUCUUUGCCAUGCUGCGUUACUGGCGUACCUGCCAGAGAGAAAAAGCCACUGCUGCUCACCUGCAUUCCCUCCUUAGUCUUGAAGACUGGGCCUUGCCACCUGAAAAUAUUAACUUUUUGUUGGAGACUGACUGAGGCCUCCACAUUUUAUACCUACUGAGAGAUUACAGAGUUUCUCAUCACAAAAAAUAUCUGGGGGGAAAUGGCACUGAGGUUUGACCUCUUUAUUAAAAUACCCUAAUACGUCCAUUUGUAUAACUUUUUUUCAUGUCAUGUUUUUGCUGUCCUAAAAGUGUCACAAAUGUUUACUGGAAGAGCUUUUAUAAAAGAGCUUUACAUUUGUUAA
This is a messenger RNA of Melanotaenia boesemani (Boeseman's rainbowfish), 1533 nucleotides long. RefSeq lists its product as uncharacterized. The coding region runs from base 645 to 1322 and encodes 225 amino acids. NCBI's taxonomy places the organism in Eukaryota, Metazoa, Chordata, Actinopteri, Atheriniformes, Melanotaeniidae. Gene Ontology annotation, molecular function: protein binding. Gene Ontology annotation, biological process: signal transduction; regulation of apoptotic process. The record is from RefSeq and is a predicted model, not a curated record. The transcript has 3 exons.